AUGAGCACACAGUGGCUUUUGUCUCUGGCUGUUUUGCUUUGUAUUUUUCCCAGUGGGAUCUAUGGGCAGGACAGCCGUGUGAAGCUGUGUGGUCGUGAGUUUAUCCGAAUGGUAGUUACAUCGUGCGGCAGCUCAAGAUCAAAGCGCUUUACACCAGAGUUAGAUGAGCAACAUGUCAAACCCAUUGGAAUGGUUUUGGAAUGGCUUAUGGGGGACCAAUUCAGCUACCAGAGAGGCUUGGUCACCAAUGAAAUAUCACAGAGACAAAGCAGAGAUCCAGAGUCUUCAGGGAUGGUUAGAGACUUUCCAUCCUCCACAGAACAUGCCAGAUCAUCAUCAAAGGUCAAAAAGGAAACCAGAGAUGUAAAGGACUCAAGAUCUCCUGCAAAUUUGCAUGCUAUAUUUACUGAAACACAACAUGAUGCGGGUCCAGCUGGGGUAUGCUGUAGAUCUGGAUGUACAAUGAGUGAGCUGGUGCAGUACUGCUGA
This is a messenger RNA of Brienomyrus brachyistius, 489 nucleotides long. RefSeq names its product insulin-like 3 (Leydig cell) (gene insl3). The record is from RefSeq and is a predicted model, not a curated record. Gene Ontology annotation, biological process: adenylate cyclase-inhibiting G protein-coupled receptor signaling pathway. The transcript is spliced from 2 exons. Gene Ontology annotation, cellular component: extracellular region. Bases 1 to 489 code for a protein of 162 amino acids. Gene Ontology annotation, molecular function: hormone activity; G protein-coupled receptor binding. Lineage: Eukaryota; Metazoa; Chordata; Actinopteri; Osteoglossiformes; Mormyridae.